Messenger RNA from Emericellopsis cladophorae, 519 nucleotides. RefSeq names its product Ankyrin repeat domain-containing protein 50. Gene Ontology annotation, molecular function: protein binding. NCBI's taxonomy places the organism in Eukaryota, Fungi, Ascomycota, Sordariomycetes, Hypocreales, Bionectriaceae. The coding region runs from base 1 to 519 and encodes 172 amino acids. The transcript has 2 exons. The record is from RefSeq and is a predicted model, not a curated record.
AUGCGUCGCCCAGAGGUUGGACUGGCACCCAUACGCAUUGCGGCCUACCGAAACUACACACAAGCGAUCCGGGUGCUGCUCGGUGUCGGGGAAGAUAUUGAGCAGAGGGAUGAUUUGGGGCGAACUCCCCUCCGGUACCGUCGACUGGAGACACCGCUCCAUGCAGCUGCACAUUUGGGCGACGUGGCAACGAUGACAUUGUUGCUGGAGUCGGACAUGUUUGGAGACAACUUAAGCCCGCGGGACCACAGCGGCAAGUAUACUAUCUUUCACGCUGCGGAGAACGGACACUACGAGGUGCUGAAUCUUCUCCUCGAGAACGGCCGCUCAACAGAACGCUACAAGCUUCGUGGCCAUCUGGAUGGCGACCAACCAUGCAAUAACCAUAAGGACGAGGAUGGAUGUACUCCUCUCACAGCUGCAGCGCGCCACGUGGGAGACAACAGCGAGAAUGACCUGCGAUCAGUGGAGAUCCUUCUCAGGGCAAACCCGACCGACUUUGACGCCAAGGAUCCGUAA